AACGAGGUCGGUGUUAGAGAUGGAACUUGAGGCGAUGCGAUGGGCUCUAGAGCUUGUAACGAUGCUAAAUGCAGAUGAACAAUGGCCAGCCCUAAAACCAGUCCUUCAAGACACACUCACAACAGCCGGCGCGGUGUACCGUCCUUGGCCGCCAGAGUGCGUAGACGUUGCGAACGUGAUGGUGGAACAGUGCAAGAUGUUCUUCGUCCAUCAGGAGUCUCCGCCCACUGCCGAGUGUUGCCGCUGGUUCAGUAGCCGCCAUAAGAAUGCGAAGGAGAGGCGAAGGCUUUGCCGGUGUAUGGAGUUUCUGACCACAGCCAUCAAACCACUCAGGCCAGACGUUUUGGCCCUCUCCGACCAGUGCCAUUUUAGCUCUGGCUUUCCUAUGUCUAGAGACCACACAUGCGCUUGUAAAGCAGAGGAGGCUUAAAGAUGACAGAACUACGAAGAACAUCUUUGUUUUGUAUCUUAAGGCUGUCACGAUUUGUUAUUUUCAUUUUUUUGUGAAGAAAAACCAAGCUAACUUAAUAUAUUACAUCUUCUGGG
Arabidopsis arenosa is the source of this 546-nucleotide messenger RNA. The record is from the annotation of a GenBank genome assembly. NCBI's taxonomy places the organism in Eukaryota, Viridiplantae, Streptophyta, Magnoliopsida, Brassicales, Brassicaceae.